Messenger RNA from Pelobates fuscus (common spadefoot toad), 3872 nucleotides. RefSeq names its product kelch like family member 15 (gene KLHL15). Gene Ontology annotation, biological process: nuclear protein quality control by the ubiquitin-proteasome system; protein ubiquitination. The record is from RefSeq and is a predicted model, not a curated record. The transcript has 3 exons. Bases 240 to 2054 code for a protein of 604 amino acids. NCBI's taxonomy places the organism in Eukaryota, Metazoa, Chordata, Amphibia, Anura, Pelobatidae. Gene Ontology annotation, cellular component: nucleus; Cul3-RING ubiquitin ligase complex. Gene Ontology annotation, molecular function: protein binding.
GUUGGGAUGCUCGCGGCAGGUAGUAAGGUGUCGGUGCGUGCUUGUUGAAUGGGCGGAUAGGCGAGCAGACCGGGCUGUGAGGGGGGAGGAAGGCAUGAUCUGGUGUGACAGGAGCCCAUGGGUCCGGUGAAUGCGCCGAGUGGGGGCUGAGACGCUGGCUGUGAGCUGGCCCAUGUUACAGUCACGGCUGUGUGCAGGACCCACUGCUGCCCCCUCGGAGCAUUGCUGCAAGGUGAUUCAUGGCUGGGGACGUGGAAGGCUAUUCCUCUUCAAUUCAUGAUAGCAGUGUCUCUGCUGGUUUCAGAGCACUGUAUGAAGAGGGCCUCUUGGUUGAUGUCACCCUUGUGAUAGAGGAUCACCAGUUCCAAGCUCACAAGGCUCUGCUGGCUACUCAGAGCGACUACUUCCGCAUCAUGUUUACAGCUGAUAUGAGGGAACGUGACCAGGAUAAAAUCUACCUAAAAGGAUUGACGGCAACAGGUUUCAGCCAUGUCCUUCAGUUCAUGUACUACGGGAAUAUUGAUCUUAGUAUGGCUACUGUCCAUGAGAUCCUGCAAGCAGCCAUGUAUGUGCAGCUCACUGAGGUGGUAAAAUUCUGCUGCUCUUUCCUCAUGGCCAAAAUAUGCUUGGAGAACUGCGCAGAGAUCAUGAGGUUGUUGGAUGAUUUCAGUGUGGAUGUAGAAGGCGUUCGAGAGAAGCUAGAUUCCUUCCUGCUGGAGAAUUUUGUGCCUCUUAUGUCCAGGCCUGAAUUUUUGUCCUACCUAAGCUUUGAGAAGCUAAAAAGCUAUUUGGACAGUGACCGUCUGAGCCGAUUCCCUGAGAUAGAGCUAUAUGAAGCAGUUCAGGCCUGGUUGCGGCACGAUAGAAGGCGAUGGAGGCACACUGAUUCCAUCAUUCAAAACAUCAGGUUUUGUUUGAUGACCCCAUCAAGUGUCUAUGAGAAGGUGAAAACAUCUGAGUUUUAUCGAUACUCCCGUCAGUUGAGGCAUGAAGUUGAGCUGGCAUUAAACUACUUUCAUAAUGUCAGCGAGCAACCUUUGAUGGAGAUGAAAUCAAACCACAUUCGUUCACCUAAACCUCAGACUGCAGUAUUUAGAGGCAUGAUCGGACACAGCAUGGUCAACAGCAAGAUCCUUCUUUUACACAAACCGCGAGUUUGGUGGGAACUAGAAGGUCCUCUGGUACCGCUUCGUCCCGACUGCCUUGCAAUUGUCAACAACUUUGUCUUCUUGCUUGGAGGAGAGGAGCUUGGUCCUGAUGGAGAAUUUCAUGCCUCAUCAAAAGUAUUUAGAUAUGAUCCACGGCAAAACAGCUGGAUGAGAUUAUCCGACAUGUCUGUGCCACGCUCAGAGUUUGCUGUGGGGGUCAUUGGCAGAUAUAUAUAUGCUGUGGCCGGGAGGACGCGAGAUGAAACCUUUUACUCAACCGAGCGCUAUGAUAUAAUCGAAAACAAAUGGGAAUUUGUUGAUCCAUAUCCUGUUAAUAAGUAUGGACACGAAGGAACUGUUCUCAACAAUAAGUUGUUUAUCACUGGAGGGAUUACAUCUUCUUCUACGUCCAAACAAGUAUGUGUUUUUGACCCAAGUAAAGAGGGGACAGUGGAGCAGAGGACCAGGAGAACACAGGUGCUUACAAACUGCUGGGAAAACAAGUGCAAAAUGAAUUAUGCCAGAUGUUUUCAUAAAAUGAUUUCCUACAAUGGGAAAUUGUAUGUGUUUGGAGGUGUUUGCGUUAUCUUAAGAGCUUCUUUUGAAUCGCAAGGCUGUCCUUCUACAGAAGUUUACGAUCCUGAUAUGGAUCAAUGGACAAUUUUGGCCUCCAUGCCAAUUGGGAGGAGUGGUCAUGGAGUAGCUGUCCUGGACAAACAAAUCAUGGUGCUUGGUGGUCUUUGUUAUAAUGGUCACUACAGUGACUCCAUCUUAACAUUUGAUCCAGAGGAGAACAAAUGGAAAGAGGACGAAUAUCCUAGAAUGCCUUGCAAGCUGGAUGGCUUACAAGUAUGCAGUCUGCAUUUUCCAGAAUAUGUUUUAGAGCACAUGAAACGUUGCACCUAAUUGUAACUCUUGAUCUUAGGUCUUUGUUUUUGUUUUGUUUUUUUAUACAGCUUUUUUAUGUCUUAAUUGAAAUAUGUUGCUACCUACUCUGUUUUGUGUAAAGUUAUGAAUUGCUUUCAGAGGAAUAGAUUGCAAUCUAAAACAUUUCAUUCAAGAAAAAUUUAGCUAUAAAAAUGAAAUGUUGCCGAAUGUGUGUGAGAGAAUCUAGUAUGAUUUUAUAUAUAUUUUUUUUCUAUUUAUUUUGUUUUGUACACUGCUUUUUAAAACCUUCAUUAUUUUUUUUAUUUAUUUUUUAUCUGCAUCCAACUUUAAUUUUUAUUUUUUUUCGACAGUCUGUUGUGAUAGUAAUAUCAAAAGGUAAAUCUUACCAAGUCCGACAAUUAUAUGCACAACAUUUUAGGGUUGUGUAUCACUUAUUUAACAUGUUUUAGUGGCAGUAGUUUCUGUAACCUUGGUCUCAAACCCAGCAGUUAUCCAGGUUAGGGAUUGUCUAAUCCUAGUCCAGUAAUUAUAUUGAAAAACCUUUUAUGAUUGGUUCACGAUGACCUGUUUGGGGACCACUGGCUAUGGAAAAUACGUGCGCUAGACAUUGGAGUGAAAUAUUUGGCAGCAUGUUGCUUCAUUACAAAACCUAAAGAUUGUCAAGUACACUAAAAUUAGAACUUCCUGAAAUUAAUUGGUGUUGUACAAAAUCUUGAAUGAGGCAUCUGUAUGUGUGAGGGAAAGGGCUUGACUUAGCAGGGCAAAUUGUACAAAAUAUUAAAGAGUUUUUAAACACUGAACCAGUCCAUUAAUAGAAAUCUGUUAUAUGUAUAAAUUAGGCUUAUGUUAAAGUAAAUUGUUUUAUUGUCCUAAAUAAUGCCAUUUUGGAGAUACAUUUUAUGAACUAUUACUAUGCAUUAUUUGCUGCUGUUACACAUCUUUUGUUUAAGACAUAAUUGUAUUAUUGUCCAAGACUUGCAUGCUCUUAAAUAUAGGCCAUGUUAACUGGAAUGCAGGGCUUCCUCCCCCCUCCCCUUCAUUAUUUUUUGUUCCUUCUUGGGUGUACAUGUAAUGAGCUUACCUGGAAACUUGCUGGAUCUCUCCUGCAGACUCUGGAUGUAGCUUGUAAUGUCUCUGUAGUAGUGUGGGAGUCUCCUGAUGGGUUAUAUUAACAUUUAGCUCCUAACAUCACUCCCCAAUACAUGAGCUGGGUUGUAAACACGAGAAUUUUAUAUAUAGGCCAAGGUUUGUGGCUAUCUCUACGUUGGGGCAGGUGGAUGAGUUAAAAUAUUGAAACUGAUUAUUUCACUAGUUUACACAAGGAUUUGUGACCUGUAAAUUGAUUACUGCUAUGAAGUGAAUAUACUUUUUUUUUGUGUAAUGGUCUUAUAAACUGUUAUGACCCAAACCAUCCUAAGUGGAAGGAUAGAUCUACAGGCCAUUGGAUCCACAAAGUUCCCAGGUACAGUGUUAAUUGGCUUUACUUUCCUUGACAAUCAGCUUGAAUAUAUAUCUAGCGUUAUGGGAAGAUAAGAAAAACGUAUGCCCCAAACAUUUUUUAAGAUUUCAAGCAGAAAAAACAAUAAAUCUUUUUCACAAGCAUAUUCUUGAAAAGUAUGGUUUCUUGAACUUGCUAAUUGUUUCUUACCCACUAGGAAUGAAAAGUGAUAACCACAGUGUAGUAGGCAAGAGUUGAGAUAACGAUUCUACAUAACGGUAAAGCAGCAUAGUAAGGAGUAGUGUCUCUGAGCCAGCCUCAGCACAAAUCCAUCCAUAACUUGCUUAUGCUUCUGGGGUAGCAAUAUUGCCUCUGUUGCUCUCCUUAGAGCCAAGUCA